AUGAUAAUUAUACAUAGGGAUAGUGGCGAUAAUACUUCAGAUAUAAGCUCAGGAACUUUGCAACAGCAACUCAGUGGCUCUAUCACUAUGAAUAUAAGCUCAGGAACUUCGCAACAGCAACUGGACAAUAGUAGUGGCUCUAUUGCUAUGAAUACAAGCUCAGUACCUUCGCAAUGGCAACUGGACAAUAUCGGUAGCUCUACAAAUACAAGCUCAGUACCUUCACAACGGCAAUUGGAUAAUAAUGAAAGUUUGAAAUCUUCAUGUUUGCGAUUGGAUAAUGGUAGCAAACCUUUGGGUAGAGACGGAUCUUUGAAUGAAAGCUUAGAACCUUCACGUUUACGAUUAGAUAAAAGUAGUGGAUCUUUAAGUAAAAACCCACACUGGAAGCCAGAUG
Molecule: messenger RNA, 397 nt
Organism: Cetraspora pellucida
Lineage: Eukaryota; Fungi; Glomeromycota; Glomeromycetes; Diversisporales; Gigasporaceae
Source: the annotation of a GenBank genome assembly